CUAAAAGUACGUAAUCUUUUCACCUCUUUCAAAGCAUCGUCGGUCUUUGGGCUGAAGUUUUAUAUUUGAAUCCCACAUAGAUUGUUUUGAUUAGGUUGUGAUAAGCGAUAACAUUUGCUUGUUCGAACUUUUGAAAGGUUUUCAUUUCUAUUUUGUGUGCUAUUCGCGGGUUACCACUGGUUUGUUUAUCACCUUUGCGGUCGUGUGGUAUAAGUUCUUCAGAAAGUUUUGAUGUGUGACCUUCUUCAGUUCUUUGAUCCAUUUUCGAGCCUGUCACUAUCAUUAUUUUGGUUUUAGCGCCAGAUAUACUUACUCUGCAGGAAGGAGAGUUAAAUUUUGUGGACCACUCAUAAUCCAGACGACUCAUGAUCGCUCGACUUUAGCGCAGGAUACCUCCUCACACUCCAAUUCUGAUCGAUACAUCAAUCUGAAUGCAGAUACUAUGCGCAAGGAUCGAGAUGGCAGAAAAUAAUUGGCCUUGCCCCUGAAUAGCAGCCUUAUAUUAACCUGCAGAUCUGAAUGCAAGAAUAGCGUCAGGAAAUGUCUGAAACCAGUGGCACUUCAAUAGUUAAUAUUAAAAUGGAACCAGGCAUUGAUGGUACUGGUGAAAAGAAUUUCGAUCUCAACAAUGUGACUGAUUUAUCGCAAACAUGUCGGGCGUGUGCUUGUGUCGAUACCUAUUUCAUACCUGUUUUCGAUGGACAAGGGAUUGAACAUGAUCUAGGAGCCAAAAUCAACCAGUAUUUACCAAUUAUUGUCUCAAAAGCUGAUGAGUUACCAACUCAGUUAUGCUAUCAAUGUGCCUCACUGCUUGUAACAUGGCAUGAAAUGUUCAUAGGAUCCUUAAAAGCAGAAGAAAAUCUCAGGAAACUAAAAUUAAGACUGAAUGCAAAAAAUGCGUACAAUGUGGAUGAUGAAGGACGAGGGGCGGAAAGUGAAGAGCUGGACAGCAAUCCAGAGUUCAUUCUAGGGACUGAAAUGGAAGAAGAGAUCUCUCGACCUCUCAUUGUUUCCGCUCAACCUAUUAGUAAGAAGAAAAGCGAAGAAAGCGUACAAAACAAUCAUUCGGAUAGCGAUGAUAGCAAAGAUUUUCAAGCUCUGUAUGGAAUAAAUUCAGAGGAAUUGCCUAGGAACGAUCCAUUAAAUGAUGUAGGCGUAAAAUUUAAGGUGAUAGAACCAUUAAAGUUGCCAGAUUACUCGAAUUUUGUGGUUUGUAAACUGUGUGGCGAAUGUAUUAAUACAAGUCAAACACCUAUGACUGAGCACGAGAAAACUUCUCAUGGAAUCAAAAGUAAGAAAUCUCUUGUAAAAAGUCUGUCAUGCGUUUGCGAGUAUUGCGGCAAAGUAUUUGCAACUCAGCGAAGAGCGACAUAUCACAGACGCCAUGUACAUUUGCAAAAUACCAAGGAUAACGGUGAACCCAAAGAAAAGAUAUGUGAAGUCUGUGGUGCAGUGUUGCAAUCGUCAAAAAAGUUGAGAGAGCACAGAAGGAACAACCACGUAACUGCUCGAAACUUCCAGUGUGUCGUGUGUUUGAUGUGUUUUAAAUUGAAAGAAACACUUGUCAGUCAUCAAAAGAAUGCACACAACGUCUUCGUCGGUGAAAAGUAUCAACCCUCAUUUCAUCGACAGGCCCGUCCUUGUACCAUAUGUGGUGUAGAAUUAGCCUCAAACUUUAGUCUGAGGCGCCAUUUGUAUAUCAAGCAUGGACAGAAAAUUGACGAGAAAUUCUCAUUCAAAGUAAAAACCUUUGAGUGUGAUCACUGCGAUCGUACGUUUAAUAAUAAAAUUUCUUUUCUUCGUCAUCGAGAUAAAGUUCUUGGGGGCCAAUUGGAGAAGAAAUUCAAGUGUGAAUUUUGUCCAAGAGGAUUUUUCUGCCAUACAGACUUUAUUCGUCACUGCCGCACUCAUAAACAAGCGAUUUCUUGAUAUUUUAAAUGAUAGAAAUGUAUCUUCAAAUGUUACCCAAAUGCCAGUCAUUGUUGUACUAAUACUUGUCAUUAAAAAACGGACCCAAAAACUUUCAGAGAUAAAUCCAAAAACAAAAAUCCAUCAGAGUUUCUAAUAGAUGUUGCUUGCGCAAUUUAAUUGUGUUACUCAUUUUACUUUAUCUGUUAAGAAACUGACUUAUUCAUUCCAAAAAUUUACUCAGAUCCUACAGAAAAGAACUGACUAAUAGUUAGUGGACUCAGUUUGUAAAAAAGAGAUACUCGAGUUUAAUACAUCAUAAGACUUUCAUUUCAGUUUAAAAUUUAAGUUUGUAUUACUUAUUACUUAAUAUGAAUUUAAGAUACUAUGGAAGCAGUUUUACUCAAAUCAGCUCCUACCUCAGCCUGCAGGAAAAUUUGGAUUUAUCUCUUUUUCCAAAGUCCUAUCUUAUUCUUAGUAUGCUUCACUGUCCAAAAUCGUCAUCCUAUAUUUCUUAAUCUUUUUUUAAAUCGUUAAACAGCAGAAGUACCUUCAAAAUUUAAUUAUGAAGUUCAAAAAGAUGACAUCUUCAUUGUCUUAAACUUUUUUCUCAACUUUUCCCUAUGAAGGCUGAUGUAUUAAGUCAAAUUCCUCCACAGAAGGGUAGAUUUUAGAGUCAAUAUUGAACGACCUAGAUUGAUAAAGCAUUUCUAGGAUAGGGCUUCAUUAAUCAAGGUAUUUUAAUAAUAAUUCAUCACCUGCAGGAAAGAGAUUUUAGGUUCUAAAUACUUCUUUCCUGUAGAAAUGAAAAACUCACAUCCAGGCGUACAGUCAGAUCAUUGCAUGUUGCUUAAAUUCCCCGUAUUUUCAAUUAUUUAACGAAAAACUGUGCAGUAGGUAUAAUGCCUCAGAGCUGUCCUUGGAAUUCUUCUAGAAUACGAACAUCAAACACCCAAAUUUUUGCGGCAGUUGAAAAAUAAAGAAAUGAAUAAAGAUUAAGAAAAAUAGAAUGUGAAAAAAAUCAGGCAGCAUAAGUUGUAGUCGGGAAAGUUCUACUCAAAAGUCAUCGAAGUAAUAGGUGCUAACCGAGGUCACUCUAAAAGGCUGUUUGUAUAAACACAUAAUUCAAUCAUCAGUAAGUCGGAGAUAAUCUGUAAGUGAUAGCAUACAUCUUGCUUGAUUCUUUCUCAAACAUCAACUUGUCAGCUUCUCUUGUUCCCUCAUUUCGAUGUUUGAUAGUUGUUGAAAUGUUGAUGCAACUUUUUGGAUGUCCCCUAAACAGUGGAAAAAGGAGCAAAAAGUUGACUAAAAAAAAUCAAAAUAAUAAAAGCUGGUCUAAUAUUUUCCACCAGACUUCUCAAUUGAAGACUUGGUGGUAUGAUUAUACCUCUGUACUAUGAUCAGAUACCUAAUAACAGUUAAUAGGUAAAUUUUGCUUCUCAGUUAGUCGAGGCUUUUAUGAGCAAGUUCCUCUAUUUUUCGGAAAUGACAAGCUGUAAACUGUGAAAUAUUUUAUGGUUUUUUUCACUUUUUCCUUUCAUUGUUCUUUUGUGAAAUUUUAUAUUUGUUUUGAAGUAAAUAAACUGAUGUACAGAGUUUU
Messenger RNA from Bemisia tabaci, 3508 nucleotides. RefSeq lists its product as uncharacterized. Gene Ontology annotation, molecular function: zinc ion binding; DNA-binding transcription factor activity, RNA polymerase II-specific; RNA polymerase II transcription regulatory region sequence-specific DNA binding. The record is from RefSeq and is a predicted model, not a curated record. NCBI's taxonomy places the organism in Eukaryota, Metazoa, Arthropoda, Insecta, Hemiptera, Aleyrodidae. Gene Ontology annotation, biological process: regulation of transcription by RNA polymerase II. Gene Ontology annotation, cellular component: nucleus.